CAGUCCUCUCAGCCUCCUCAACCAUAUGCCACUUCCAGGCACAACCCUCUACUAUAUACACCAGCACUGCCACUCUUCUAUCACAAGAAAAUUUAUUGUUGGUAGUGCGUAGGACUGUGCAAUGUUUAGUGCCACACAGGGACACGCUAUAAGUUGUGUGAAGAAUAUUUAAGAUAAUUUCUGCAUGGAGAAGAGAACUACAUAGGAUUUUCUCAGUACCUGAUCACUCAAGAGGCAGAACCAGAUGGCGAGGCUGACAGUGGCAUUAACAGUUAUGGUUUUCACCCUCCAUGUUUUUGCAGACGACCCCAUCACCAGCAAGACUGAGGAACUACGCCAUAAGUUACUGACAGACUACGACAAGCACGCACUGCCUCAGCGUACCAGCAACGGCACUACCACUGUUUACGUUGAGAUGAUUCCCAUGGGCAUGUGGAUCGAGGAGGACAAGCAGAUAUUUAACAUGAAUGCGUGGGUCAGAAUGAAAUGGCAGGACCCACGCCUCUCCUGGGACUACAAGGAUUAUGGAGGACUCAAGUUGCUCCACUUUGCUGAGGAGGAGAUCUGGCUCCCAGAAAUUCACCUCUACAACAAUGCUGACAUCACUGAGGUUAACCACUAUGGCAGUGUUAAAGCCAUAGUAUUGAGUGAUGGGACAGUCAACUGGGUGCCCCCUGGUGCCUACAGGGUAGAGUGCCCUCUAGACUCCACUCACUGGCCAUAUGACACCCAAACUUGUGAAUUCUACAUUGGUGCCUGGACCUAUCAUGGGUGGCAAGUUGACUUGCAGUUGUGGAGUAAUACCUCAAAAGUGCACCCUGGGUGGUUCAUGAAGUUCUCUCAUUCAUGGCAGUUCAUUAAAGGCAGCAUCAUUAGGAUCCAGAACAAACUUGCCUGCUGCCCUGAGCCCUAUGUCAUGCUCAAGGUUAUCAUUACUAUGGCCAGAAUCUCUCCUGUUUUCAACUCUACUGUUGUCAUUCCAGCUUGUGUUAUCUCCAUGCUGACACUGGUGCAGUUCCUGCUUCCCUUGAGGGAGUCUCGUCGGCUGACAAUAGGUUGUGUCAGCCUCCUCCUGACACUGUUGAUGCUGCUUUACUUGGCCACUGCCCUCCCACCCCUUGCAUACUCCCUUCCCAUCAUUGUGAAGUUCUUCGGGCAAACACUGAUGGUGGUGGUGGUGAGCGUGAUUGUGAAUGCGAGCAUAAUGCGUCUGACGGAUGCUCGUGUGCCUGCUGCAGUCUCAGUGCCACCCCCACCUCUGCUAAAGACCAUUCUCACAGGACCUCUGGCCACUAUCCUCUGCAUCCAACGUUAUGCUGAGAAGGUUGGCCUGAGUGGAGGAAGUGCUGAGGACGGUGAAGUUUUGAAGGAGACAUGUUCUACCUCCUACCUCCACGAGUGGCUCCUGGUGGCUGCUGCUGUCGACCGCAUCGCUGCCCUCAUCUUCAUCAUCACCUUCAUCAUAACCCUCAUCAUUUAUGUCACUCCUGUAUGAUGUUAUAGACAAGCUCCACAUGCUGAAUCCUGACAAGUCACUAUUAUUAACAUGGGAACUGAACAGCUCCUUCCCAAGGAUAAAGACCAAGAUGUGUAGUUUUAGUAUCUGCUGUAUAAUUUCGUUAAUAUUUAUUUCUACUGUAGUUAGUUUUCAUGCCUCUUGAAUGCAUGAGGGUCAUUAAUAAUAAUAAUUAUAAUAUAAUCAAAUUAAGCACUAAAACUAAGAGGAAUGAGGGUCAUUAUGGCUGCAUUUCAUCUGUACCCAAUCAGUCAACAUUUCAGUCCCUAAAACUGAUUACAAUAAACUAUCAAUGUAGUUUGGAGAAGGUCCAGUAGUUAUAUGCUGAGUACCUUAUUACAUUAAAAUUUCAGAAUAUACUGUAAAUGUUUAUUACAUUUUUUCAUUUUACUCUGGUUUUCAUUUGUUUAAUAACAGUAUGAUUUUAUUGACGAUUCAUUUUUAUAUAAUGCUGUAAAUAUAUUUGGAGUUAUCUUAAAUUUAUAAAAUAAUAAUAAUAAUAAUAAUAGUAAUAAUAAUAAUAGUAAUAAUAAUGCCUCGGUGGGAUACGGCCGGUUUGUUGAAAGAAAAGUAAUAAUAAUAAUAAUAAUAAUAAUAGUAAUAAUAAUAGUAGUAAUAAUAAUAAUAAUAAUAAUAAUAAACUUAUACAUGGAGCAAGGGGCUAGUAACCUCUUCUCCUGUAUAUAUUACUAAAUGUAAAAGGAGAAACUUUCGUUUUUCCUUUUGGGCCAUCCCGCCUUGGUGGGAUACGGCCGGUGUGUUGAAAGAAGAAACUUAUACAUACAAUUAGUUUUAGUUAACACUAGUAAAAUAAAAAAUAACUAUAUACAUGUGGUAGUGAGAAAAAACAUGUGUUAAUCAUAUGGAAGGAGAACAUUUUUUUGUUGUGCAUACAGAUACGUAUAUGUGUUAGGAAAACUUGUACAGUAAUACACAGAACCAGUGUCCCUAGCUUAUUUGCGAUGGAUUAUUAUUAUGUUUAUGUGGAAGCUCUAAACUCGAGAGGGGUCAUACAGCACUCUAGAAAUGGGAAGGAAUCAAGUUUGAUCUAAGAAGAGGGAGGGUAGCUCCAAUUUCUUAAAUCACCAGCCUCAGUGUGCCCCCUUUGGAGGGUGGAAGCAAAGAAAUGCACUAGGUACAUUUCUUUGCACCUAGUGCAACAAUCGAUGAAAUGCCAUACACUAUUGUGCCCAUGAACAUUCUUAGUGAUGGCUAAUUUAGCCAAGUCUGUUACUUCCUUUUAUUUUGAUAGUUGAAUUAUUGCUUCUUGUAUAUUUAUUCUACUUUCUACCUAUGGGCUAUAGUAACUUUAACCAAAACCUACAAUGUUAUAUAAUUUGUUAGUUGGUACUGACAACAAACGUACACAGUGCUACCAUACUUAGGCAGGAGCUAAGAUUUGAUCCCUCCAACCACAUUCAUAAAACACAUGGAUGGAAAAAAUAGAAGAAACAUUGUCUGGUGCCCAAAGUCUAAUCUAGAUAAGAAUAAAACUGACUGAAGAA
Cherax quadricarinatus is the source of this 3021-nucleotide messenger RNA. Its product is annotated as neuronal acetylcholine receptor subunit alpha-6. Gene Ontology annotation, molecular function: transmembrane signaling receptor activity; transmitter-gated monoatomic ion channel activity involved in regulation of postsynaptic membrane potential; excitatory extracellular ligand-gated monoatomic ion channel activity. Gene Ontology annotation, biological process: signal transduction; regulation of membrane potential; monoatomic ion transmembrane transport. Lineage: Eukaryota; Metazoa; Arthropoda; Malacostraca; Decapoda; Parastacidae. The record is from RefSeq and is a predicted model, not a curated record. Gene Ontology annotation, cellular component: plasma membrane; neuron projection; synapse.